CAAGAUAGACAUCAGAGAGCUGAAUGCUUUGUAGCUCUCCCUGCAGGAGUGAUAAAUAAUCCGUCCCUCCUCAUCCUGAGUGUCAGUCGGGGAGGCUCCCUCUGCACUCUUCCAGCUUUCUUCUCUUUGCCUUUUCUUUCUUAAGUUCCCCCUCUGCCCCGCUGCCAUGGCUCCAACCCUUGCCACAGCCUUCAACAGGCGCUGGUGGAUGGCAGUGACCGCCAUUAUUGAGAACCUGUUCUUCUCUGCUGUGCUGCUGGGAUGGGGAUCACUCCUCAUCAUGCUGAAGUCAGAGGGCUUCUACUCCUAUCUUUGCAAUGAUGAAGGUAACAGCUCCAGCUAUAAUCUGUCUCAACCUGCGGCGACGCCAGCAUCCGAUGACUUUUCAGAUGAGUUCAAAGGGGAUGAUUCUGUAGUGGGUGUGGGAGACGGGGUGGAGAUUAAGCACCUGGUACCUGAGGGACCCCUGAGGAUGAACGGCUGGCUGAUCUGCAAAGAACAAGACGAGAUGCUGAAUCUGGCUUUCACCAUUGGCUCUUUCCUGCUCUCAGCCAUUACGCUGCCACUGGGGAUUGUCAUGGAUAAAUAUGGGCCUCGGAAACUUCGACUGCUGGGCAGCACUUGCUUUGGCUUUUCCUGUCUACUCAUGGCUUAUGGGGCCUACAAACCAAAUGAUCUCUCCGUUCUUAUCUUCAUUGCACUCACUUUCAACGGCUUCGGAGGCAUGUGCAUGACUUUCACCUCCCUUACACUCCCUAACAUGUUUGGAAACCUUCGUUCUACCUUCAUUGCUCUCAUGAUCGGCUCAUAUGCUUCAUCUGCUGUCACUUUCCCUGGUGUCAAGGUCCUCUAUGAUUUUGGUGCAACGUUCAUUACCAUUCUUGUGGUGUGGGCUUGUUGUGCUGGUCUGGUCUUCCUGAACUGCUUCUUUAACUGGCCGCUGGAGCCCUUCCCUGGACCUGAAGAUAUGGACUACACUGUAAAGAUCAAGUUCAGCUGGCUGGGUUUUGACCAUAAGAUCACAGGGAAGCAGUUCUACCGCCAAGUAACCACAGUGGGCCGCCGUCUGAGCGUCAGCAACAAUGUGAAACAGAAGGAGGUGGUCGCUAAAGAUGGACGCACUCUCUGCCUUUCCACCAUGGACCUGGAAAUGGACUGCAAGCCUGAGGAAGAAUCCGAGUCUUUUCUGAAGAGCAUCAUGAGCCCUAUUUUCUUGCUCAGCGCGCUGACCAUGUGCAUCACUCAGCUCCGUCUCUUGUUCUACAUGGGGGCCAUGAACAGCGUCCUGGAGGUGCUAUGUGGUGGAGACCUCAACACAGUGAGUCUGUACUCCUCCAUCUUUGGUGUGCUGCAGCUGCUUUGUCUGAUGACUACCCCAGUGAUUGGUCAGAUUAUGGACUGGAAACUAAAGGACUGUGAUGACGGCGAAGAGGACAAGAAACCUUUAAGCCAAGGGGAAAGCAAAACAAAGCGCAGAGACAAAAAGACCCAGAAAGUGACCAACGCUCUGAGAGCAUUCGUCCUCACAAACAUGCUUUUGGUAGGAUUUGGUAUCACCUGUUUGAUACCGAACCUCCAAAUACAGAUCGUCUCUUUCAUCUUACAUACUGUAGUGAGGGGAUUCAUUCACUCUGCUGUUGGGGGCCUUUAUGCUGCCGUGUAUCCCUCAUCUCAGUUUGGCAGUUUAACAGGGAUGCAGUCUCUAGCCAGUGCUGUGUUUGCUUUGCUGCAGCAGCCCCUGUUUUUGGGCAUGAUGGGACCACUUGGAGGAGACCCAUUCUGGGUUAACAUUGGACUCCUUGUGCUCAGUUUGUUUGGCUUCUUGCUGCCUCUCUAUCUGAUCUGGUACAGGCGGACGCUCCAUCAAGAACUAAAACAGAAAGCUGACGAUGCCAAGAUAUACAUCAAAAUCAACGGCUCAGAGAUCCCAGAGGCAUUUGUUUAAAGGGAGAUAGAUAUAGAAACAUUGUGAAGAACAGACGUCUUAAAAUGUUGAACACAUAAACAUCUCCAUAAGGGAGACAAGAUCCAUUUUUUUAUUCCCAA
Molecule: messenger RNA, 2046 nt
Organism: Cyprinodon variegatus (sheepshead minnow)
Lineage: Eukaryota; Metazoa; Chordata; Actinopteri; Cyprinodontiformes; Cyprinodontidae
Gene: slc43a2b
Product: large neutral amino acids transporter small subunit 4-like
Exons: 14
Coding region: 167-1945 (592 amino acids)
Biological process (GO): transmembrane transport; neutral amino acid transport
Molecular function (GO): neutral L-amino acid transmembrane transporter activity; L-amino acid transmembrane transporter activity
Source: RefSeq, a predicted model, not a curated record